CGCAAGAGCGCAGACUGCAGCAGAACGCAGGGCCAGUAGGAUUUUCCUCCUCGUACUGGAACAGCCGAGAAACCAGAGAGACAGUUACCCGCUGAGGAGGAGAGAGACGUUAUUCAUGGAGGAUCCACUGAGGAGAACCUGACCCACAAGCUGCUGAGUGUGUAGGUUUGCAUCUGGCUCACAGAAGCAGUUGUGUGGACUCUUACACGCACCCAUCCCUCCUUUGGGACAGGCCCACUGCCUCCUCAUUUAUGGAUAGGAUGCUCGGCUCUGCGCCCUUGUGCUGAGGAGGCGUCUGCGGGCAACAGUAUGGGCGCUGUGCUGGCUGGCAUCCCCACAACCCCCUCCACCACCGAUCUGCCACCACCACGCUGCCCCACCGAGACGGGCGCUUCCCCCAGCCCCGCUGAUGGGCGAAGACACUGACGCCACCCCGACGCUCAACCACCGCGGCUUCCUCCCUGACCACAACUAUGUGACUGAAGCUGAUAUCAUCUCCACUGUUGAGUUCAACCACACUGGAGAGCUCCUGGCCACAGGGGACAAGGGGGGCCGAGUGGUCAUCUUUCAGAGGGAACCUGAGAGCAAGACUGAGCCGUUCUCACAGGGAGAGUACAAUGUCUACAGCACCUUCCAGAGCCAUGAGCCUGAGUUCGACUACCUUAAGAGUCUGGAGAUUGAGGAGAAGAUCAAUAAGAUCCGAUGGCUGCCUCAGCAGAACGCCGCACACUUCCUUCUCUCCACCAAUGAUAAGACCAUCAAGUUGUGGAAGGUGAGUGAAAGAGACAAACGGCCGGAGGGAUACAACCUGAAGGAUGAGGAGGGUCGCAUCAAGGACAUCUCCACCGUCACCUCCCUACAGGUGCCGGUGUUGAUGCCGAUGGACCUAAUGGUGGAGGUGAGCCCGCGGCGAGUUUUUGCCAACGCCCACACUUACCAUGUCAACUCCAUCUCCGUCAACUCUGACUAUGAGACUUACAUGUCAGCUGAUGACCUGAGGAUCAACCUCUGGCAUCUGGACAUCACCGACCGCAGCUUCAACAUCGUGGACAUCAAGCCAGCCAACAUGGAGGAUCUAACAGAGGUGAUCACAGCGGCUGAGUUUCACCCCCACCACUGUAACCUGUUUGUCUAUAGCAGCAGCAAAGGCACCCUGCGCCUCUGUGACAUGAGAGAAGCAGCGUUGUGCGACAAACACUCCAAAUUGUUCGAGGAACCCGAGGACCCCAGCGCCCGCUCCUUCUUCUCUGAGAUCAUCUCUUCUGUGUCUGACGUCAAGUUCAGCCACAGCGGUCGCUACCUGCUCACCAGAGACUACCUGACUGCCAAGGUCUGGGACCUCAACAUGGAGAGCAAGCCCCUGGAGACAUACCAGGUUCACGAUUACCUCCGCAGCAAGUUGUGUUCCCUUUACGAAAACGACUGCAUCUUUGACAAGUUUGAGUGUGCCUGGAACGGCUCGGACAGUGUAAUCAUGACCGGAGCCUAUAACAACUUCUUCCGCAUGUUCGACCGCAACACCAAACGCGACGUGACCCUGGAGGCGUCGAGAGAGAGCAGCAAACCCCGAGCCGUCCUCAAGCCGCGGAGGGUCUGCGCCGCCGGGGGGAAGCGCCGGAAGGACGACAUCAGCGUGGACAGCUUGGACUUCACCAAGAAGAUCCUCCACACGGCCUGGCACCCAAACGAGAACAUCAUCGCCAUCGCCGCCACCAACAACCUGUACAUCUUCCAGGACAAACUCAACUCUGAGAUGCAUUAAUGAAGGGAUGUCAACGGCGGAUACAAACCGAGUUUACACCUGAACACACAGCUAUGCCAGAAUGUACACAUUUACGGACAUACACACACGGGAAUAUGCCUAACACACACAGUCAGAAAACACACACACAGGUCUACUCUUUGACACACUCCCUCACCUCCUCCCAGCCUCCCAGAACUGAAAGGACCUAGAGAGGGAACAGGCUGGAUUACGCAAUGGAUUAUGGAUUGCAAAAUUGUCCGAACUGUGGAUUUCUUGAUUGUUAAGCUCUGGAUUGUGCUUGAUGGUGUGUUUAUUGCUACAGCUCAGCUUCUGAGGGGGAUAAAACCUCCCAGACUGGAGAGACGUUUACAUAUUUGUCUUUUUUUUUUUUUUGUUGUUGUUCUUCAGGCUCUUUUGCUUUCUCCACCUCCUCCUCCUCCUCUCUCUUCUGUAUUUGUGUGCUCGAACAAAGCCUAUUCUUAUCCCUUGCCCACUGUUUUGUGUAACGAAAACCCUUCGUGGUUGUCAACCAGCGGCACUGAUGAAAAUGGGGCAUUUACGUAACUGACUGUUUGAUUUUUCUGAUCAGCUCCUUCCUCCACUUCUGUUUUUGUAUCUUCUUGUUAAAUGAUGUAAAUGAUGGUAAUUAAUGAUGACGAAUUAAAGUGGUAACGUGUGAUAUGCAAGGAAGAAUUCGAGACCCCCUUCCCCUUAACCCAAGUGCACCCAGACGCCUCUGAGCUCAGCCGGAGCGCGUUCAGUCAGUGACAGUCCUGCAGAUAGAAGCAGAAGUUAACACCGUGGCCUAACAUGAGGACACACACUCAUCUCUGCUCCACACAGUGUGUUUCAGUCAUUAAUGUCGUCUCUGGCCCGUCAACUUCUCUGAUUGUGGAUUCUGCUUCUGGUCUGGAGAUACAUCGUGUGCUACUUUGCCGUUAAAUACAACUCAAACCAAGCAAAAAAAUAAAGAAACUAAUUUCAACAAUCAAGCAAAAAGAUGCUGCAUGUAAAACCAAUUUAGCCUAGGUGUUUAUAAAUUGACUGACUGACUUGGCUGCCUUCUUAACCAUUUAGACCCAGCUGUACAAAGGCUUCAGGGGCCCUGGGGCCCCAUGCAGCACGAGUAACCAUAGACGACUGAGCUCUCCUACUUUUAUUUGUGUCUUUGGACACUGAAGCAUGUUUACCAGUGUUCGGUUCAUACACUUACAUGUACGUUUUGAAUGAAGCCGUCCAAGAAUCAGUUUCUCCUCGACUGAAACUGAGAACCAAGAAGAUUGAGGAAUGUUUUCAUUAAUGUCGUUCUCUAAAAGAAAAACAAAAAAAAAAAAAAUCAAAGGGCCUAAAUGGUGUCUGUAUAUAUCAACUCUGUUUUUGACAUGUAUGAGGUUUUGUUUUUUUAACAUCCUUAAAAGGACUGCGGACGCGAUCAUCCGCCUCGAUGAUCGCCUCUCAAGCUACAGCAGAGAGAUGGUACUCAAAUCUCCUCAGCCUUCCUCACUGAUUACUUUGCUGACGUGCAGAAGCUUUUAUUUUUUAAAGAACAGUCUAUUCUUUUAUUUGUCCUCAAUUUUACUCCACCACGUCC
Molecule: messenger RNA, 3335 nt
Organism: Plectropomus leopardus (leopard coralgrouper)
Lineage: Eukaryota; Metazoa; Chordata; Actinopteri; Perciformes; Serranidae
Product: serine/threonine-protein phosphatase 2A 55 kDa regulatory subunit B gamma isoform
Cellular component (GO): protein phosphatase type 2A complex
Molecular function (GO): protein phosphatase regulator activity; protein binding
Source: RefSeq, a predicted model, not a curated record